GAAACCGGACGACUGUCAUGAGACUCUCGGUGAGACGGCAUGCCACGUGAGAGCGACUGCCACAAUGCAUGAGAAUGAACAGGAUGGCGUCGCCAUUCUGCGAACUCAAAUCCACGACAGACAGACAUGUGGCGCAGGCUGCAUGCAUGGCCACACCCAACCACAUACAACACAUCUUGAACACCGUCGUCACCAAACAUUGCGCCCGCUCAGGCUUCCCGACCUCAACGACAUGAUCGCCUAGUCGAAGCAAGUCUUUACGGGAAUGCGACGUCUCUAAGGAUUUCACGGCGGAGUUUGCGCGACAGCGCGCACAUUCAGAAUGAGUGCCCACCGCCAUGCCGCCUUCGCGGAGGAGGCCGCCGAGGUGGAGGUCUUGUACGCCAGCUUGGAUAAGAUGAAGUCGGUGACGAAGAAGAUUCAAGGCUCGAUGGCGCGACUCGAUGAGACGGGCAGGACGGUGCAGGAUGCAAUCGGACCCAUCUAUGGCAAUACACAACGUCUUCAGGCACAGAACACCAACAUCGACAGAAUCCUGGCAGCCAUAGAACGCGUGAAGCAGCCUCUUGACAUGCGCGGCAAGGAAGAGCGGAUCUUGAGGGAUAAGCCGGAAAGAGUUGGACUCGCCGAAUACAUUGCUAGCAUAGACCGCACCAACCAAGCAUUGCGAGAUCUCAAAAUGACCAACAUACGCUCUAAUCAGAAUGCAAUCUCUGAGCUGAGCAAAUUGCUAGCAGUGGGCACUGGCAAUCUAGAGAAUGUCUUCCGCGAUCUUCUGCGACAGGAUUCGCAACCCAUCGAACCCCUCAAGCAGAUCAUGCAGCGGCUUGAGUUUCCUCGGAUAGCUGCAAGUAAAUCGGCUCAGCUCAGGACGAUCAACAGCCACAUCUCCAAUAAUAUAUCGCAAAUUGCACCGUCUGGGGAGUUGACACCCUCGGCGAAGAUAUAUUCACUAGAAAGAGGGCUGUACCUGUCUUCGUCGUUGCAGAAUCUGGCCACCGCCUGCAUCUCGACUGCACGAAAAGUCAACCCAUCGGCCACUUAUAAGCCUGGCAGUUGCGCCAUCGAGACUUAUGCGAGCGGUAUACAAGGCAUGUUCAUUGCCGAAUAUGACAAUAUUUGUCCCAUUUUCGGUCGAGAGGAAUGGGGACCCGUGCUCUCCGCCACAUGUCAAGAGUCUUUGCGUGUUUUCUCAUCAACACUACGAGAUCUUGACGCGCACGUACGGAAUCACUUCGUCACUGACUGUUAUCUCGCGUAUGAGAUCAUGGACGUGGUGUCCAACACGACGUUUCAAAUUGAGAAUCGUACGGGAGAGCUCAAAGCGGCGAUGAAUGACGCUCUGAAGCCUAUACGAGAAACCGCAAAGGCUUCACUUUCCACGUUGAUCAUUGACAUCAGGACCAAGAUCAGUCAGGUCAUACAGUUGCCAGCAGAUUGCAGUGCGCUGCCCAUCACGUCCGACGCAAUGGGCAGAUUGCAGGUGAUGACCACCUAUUUACCACCUCUGAGUAGCAUCAUGCGAAGUCUUGGAGACGGCGGUUGGCAGCAGCCCAACGCUGUGACAUCGAGCGCUUCUGUGCCAACUUUGAAAUCUUUCGAUGUCGGUGCGGAUGGCAAGCAAUUAUUUGCGCACUACUGUUCAGAUACUAUCGAUGCACUGCUUACUAGUCUCGAGCUCAAGGCCAAGACUCAACUCAAAACCCGUGCAAUGCAGGGUGUCUUCAUCGCCAACAAUCUGGCAAUCAUCGAGCGUGCAGUCCGCUCGUCUGAAUUACAAAAUCUCUUGGCUGGCGCACAACCCAAGAUUGACAGCUGGAAAAAGAAAGCUACGCAAAGUUACCUGGAUAUGUGGAAGGAGUCUUCUGGAUACUUGCUGGAUGUGCAGUAUACCUCGAAGCAGCCACGGCCAUCAUCGACAGGUCAAGCCAUCGACUCGGCAGCCAUCCUCAAGUCGCUCAGUACGAAGGAUAAGGAAGCGAUCAAGGAGAAAUUCCGAAACUUCAACAUUUCAUUUGACGACGCAGUUCACCGCCAACGACUCUUCAAGAUUGAGCCUGAGGUGCGGCGGCAGUUUGUCAAAGAUGUGCAGAUGUUCAUCGAGCCGUUGUAUGCACGCUUCUGGGAGCGAUAUCAUGAAGUGGACAAGGGCAAGGGCAAGCAUGUGAAAUACGACAAGUCCUAUCUCAGCAGCGAAAUAGCUUCUCUCGGUUAGGACGAAAUGAGACAGCUUCAAUAAUGCGCCGCGAAGUCAUCAGUAUGAUUCAUAGCGGACCCUUCUUUGUUGCUGAUCCCGACCGCGCAAAAUGGUGGCCAGACGGAACCUUUCACCAAAAUAGUCGGAAGAUGUGGAAUGGUUGUCGCUCGCUGGGUCAUGUUAUAAUAAUGAUUACAUUAAAGCCCUAGAUCUUAGGCAGGCACCGUGUGUUUCCAUGUGCACCGUCAUCCGAAGCGCGCUUGACGCCAGCUCGGACCUGAGCUCGGGGAUUGUAGACGAACUGUAAGCAAGAUGAAUCGCAAAUUCGACCAGACAGGGGAACGAUUCUCGUCGCUGGAGUAAGGUAUAGUACAGUGACA
Molecule: messenger RNA, 2577 nt
Organism: Dissoconium aciculare CBS 342.82
Lineage: Eukaryota; Fungi; Ascomycota; Dothideomycetes; Mycosphaerellales; Dissoconiaceae
Exons: 1
Coding region: 323-2215 (630 amino acids)
Biological process (GO): exocytosis
Cellular component (GO): exocyst
Molecular function (GO): phosphatidylinositol-4,5-bisphosphate binding
Source: RefSeq, a predicted model, not a curated record